UCGUUCUGCCGAUGCGUAAGCGCUUACGACUACCUGAACGGAUACUUAAACCCACGUAUUACAUCAAUUUAUUCAAAGCAACCUUUUAACCACUUUCAAUCAUGAAACUUGUCUUAACAGGUGUUACUGGUGCUGCUGGUAUCCAGAUCUUUCGUCAAGCAGUAUUAGAUACAGCCAUCACGAAGAUAAUAGUGCUCUCUCGUAGAGCACUCCCAUCAUGGAUGGACAUCCCCGAAAACGACAAGACAGAAGUCAUAGUUCUGAAUGACUUCUUGGAUUACCCUAGCGAUCUCCCUGCUCGUCUGGCUGGGCAGGACGCUUGCAUUUGGGCGCUGGGAAAGAGUUCAGUAGGCCUGUCAGACGAGGAAUACACACGCAUCACAUACGACUACACCAUGCACUUCGUGAACUCCCUGCAAGAAGCAGGGACGAAGGACAAACCGAAAGAGCUUUUCAGAUUUAUUUUCGUUUCAGGAGAGGGCGCAGAUCCAUCUGGCAAGAGCAACCUCAAGUUCGCGAGAAUCAAGGGUAUGACUGAAAAAGCUCUCUUUGAUCUCCCUCCGUCCUCCAACAUCACAGCAUCUGUCAUGCGACCUGCUUACUUCUUCCCUUCCAAAGAUCACCCAUCAGACCGAGAGAACAUUCGUUCACCAACAGCAAGGGCUAUGGAUUGCCUCAUGACGCCCAUUAUAAAGACCGUCCUACCCUCCAUGUAUACACCAAUUGAAGACCUUGGCCUUUUCGCCGUAGAAGCAGCUAAGGGCCGAUGGUCAGAUGAAAAGUUAUUUCCAAAUUCAAAAAUGAGGGAGUUGAUCAAGGCAUUGCGCACUCCGGAAAACUGGCAGUGAACAACACUAGCAUUUAUAAGACUACAUACACAUCAUGUCCUACAUCACAUAUCAUUACAUGGCUGGAGUUUCCUAUAGUACACGGAUAUAUAUACAUAAUGGUGAACAUCGAGGGCUUGGAAUUUCGAGUGUCAUUGGCGAGUAUGACGUGUAUCUUGUCGGUCAACUCAGAAGCCGAACCAACGUCUAGCGCUCUGCUCAGCCGCGAGUCUCUUAGCCUAAUCGAGGUUAGCACCCCGGACAAAUACUAGUAUGACAGAAAAGUGAUCGAAUAUUCACCUGCGCCAC
Molecule: messenger RNA, 1136 nt
Organism: Suillus bovinus
Lineage: Eukaryota; Fungi; Basidiomycota; Agaricomycetes; Boletales; Suillaceae
Exons: 3
Coding region: 102-848 (248 amino acids)
Source: RefSeq, a predicted model, not a curated record